AUGCGUAAGCAGGGGCGCUGAUGCUGCUGUUCCCACACAGCUCUGGCACCGCAGUGGGGCACUGGAUCCUGCACCAGGAUGGGGACCCUCGGGAAUGGGUGGAUGUCUCACGGGCUCCUGCUCUGCUGUGCCUUCUGGGGACUCCACGUGGCCUCUCAGGACUAUGAUGAUUACUCUCAGAACAGCACCAGCGACCAGGACAAGGCUCCAGAGAUCACCCCGUGUCCCCGAGCCAUCCCCGGGGACAAGGCCACGGUGAACAACACCACGUACCUGCUGAUCCCCGAGGCCACGCGUGCCCGGCUGGGCAGCGCCCUCACCGUGCGCCUCAUCCCCGCCCUCUACACGCUCGUGUUCCUCGUGGGGCUGCCCUCCAACGGGCUGGCCCUGUGCGUGCUGGCCAGCCGGGCGGAGCGGCUCGCCCCCACCGUGUUCCUGAUGAACCUGGCUGCCGCCGACCUGCUGCUGGCGCUGGUGCUGCCCUUCAAGAUCUCCUACUACCUGCUGGGCAACCACUGGCCCUUCGGGGAGGGGCUGUGCCGGCUCAGCACGGCGCUGUUCUACGGCAACAUGUACUGCUCGGUGCUGCUGCUCACCUGCAUCAGCGUGGACCGCUACCUGGCCGUGGUGCACCCCUUCUCCUCGCGUGCUUUCCGCACCCCCGCGCUGGCCGCCUGGACCUGCGUGGGGGUUUGGCUCUGCUCGGCCGCGCUCACCCUGCCCCUGGCGCUGCAGCGCCAAUCCUACCCCCUGCUCGGCGCCCAGCUCACCCUUUGCCACGACGUCCUGCCCCGCCGCGAGGAGGACGGGUACUAUUUCUACUACUUCGUGUGCCUGAUCGCCUGCGCCUUCCUCCUGCCGCUGCUGGUGGUGCUGUUCAGCUACUGCUCCGUGCUGCGCGUCCUGCUGCGCGCCGGCCAGCGCUACUCGCACCCCGCCAAGCUCACGGCCCUCGUGGUGCUCACCCUCGUGGGCUUCUACGCCCCCAGCAACCUCCUGCUGCUGGCUCACUACUCCAGCGACUGCUCCGGGCUGCACGGGCAGCUCUACGUCAGCUACAUGGUGAGCCUGGCCGUCAGCACCUGCAACAGCUGCGCCGACCCCUUCGUCUACUACUACGUGUCGGAAGACUUCAGGGAUAAGGUGAGGAAAAGGCUCUUCGGGAGCGGCAAGCAAAGCAGCGCUUCCCUGAAGACCUCCAAGUUUUCCCAGGAGACGCCCCCCCGUUCCAAGAGCUCGCUGGUGUGAAGCUCCCCCGCUCCCGGGGCGCUCCCAGCACACCGUGGGGAUAAAGAUGAAGGCAACGCCGCGAUUCCAAGAGUUUCGUCCAGGAGCCAAGUCCUUUUUUCCUGUCUGCACAGCGAAGAGGGAGUAAAGCUGGGCUGCGGGAUUCUUUGUGGCGCGAGAUGCUCGGUGCUGACCUCACACAGCAGCUUCUCACCUGGUCAGGGAUCACCAGGGGUGUUCUCGCUGAUGCACCUGGGGUUGGUUUCCCUGACCCUGCCAGCUGAUUGCUCUCUGCCUUCUAACUCUGCUCCUGCUCCUCAAACACAUAUUCCCUUCACCUAAAACUGAGACAGACCAGGCACUGCAACCCCAAAUUUCUAAAUUUCAAAAGUUUCAAAAGAGACUCUCCUGGACUGAAACAGUCAAGAGAAUGUAGAGCACUGGCUUUUCUGGCCAAGGCAUUCUUGGCUUGAUUCAUAAACAACCCCCCAGUAAUGUCAGCUCAUUGUGCAAAAAUCCCAUUCACUCAUCCCUGUUUUUGCAAAUGACCCUUGACAUCCAUCCUUUCUUUGGGGCACAGAUUGUAUUAAUGGAUUUCUUAAAAAAAAAAAAAAAAAAAAGUCUCUUGAAGGGCAAUAUUAAAGCAGGAAUUGAGCAAACUCUUGCCCUAGGACUCCACACUUCUUUUGUGUAAUGUCACCCACAACCAAAAGCUGAAAGAGGUGCUCAGGCUUGUUGCUUAUGGGAAUCUGUUGCAAAUUUGCCACAUUUGUCAAACUGCAGCAGUCUCAUCUCUCCUAGCCCAGUAAGAAGCAAGGUAGAAAAUGAACAAUAAACCUCCUCAAAGUUCCUGAAUUCUUUGGCUUUCCUGGUACAGACUCGACCGUGUGAAUAAAAAGAGGCAGGCAAGGUUGUCUUAAAAUAAGUUUUUAAUAAAAAUAUUUAUCAGAAUCUAAAACAAACACUUUUCUGGACUCAGACUUGCUAAGAUUUGCGUGAACAAAACAAAAAUGGUCAGAGAACUGUUUGCAUGUACCUGUGUGUGGAGGGGCAAAGGGCAGGUGGAAGAUUAGAGCCGGUCUGUGGGUGCAGGGGAUGCACCAGGGGCUGACUCAGAAACAGCAGGUACU
Molecule: messenger RNA, 2357 nt
Organism: Myiozetetes cayanensis
Lineage: Eukaryota; Metazoa; Chordata; Aves; Passeriformes; Tyrannidae
Gene: F2RL3
Product: F2R like thrombin or trypsin receptor 3
Exons: 2
Biological process (GO): phospholipase C-activating G protein-coupled receptor signaling pathway; blood coagulation; positive regulation of Rho protein signal transduction
Cellular component (GO): membrane
Molecular function (GO): thrombin-activated receptor activity
Source: RefSeq, a predicted model, not a curated record